AUGCCCCGCGUCGCAAAUAAGGUGCACCGCCGUUCCAACGGCACUUCUACACCCCAUAAGAACUCUCCAGUCAAGAUACCCCUCAAUGAUGAUGAAGGGGAAAAGGCCGCGCGCAUGGAGGCCCGUCAAGCGCUUCAUGAUCGCCAAAUGAGUCAAAUCAAGGCUGCAGUCAAAACACCCAUGCCGCCCCGCCGAUUUACUACGUACGACCGCGAAGGAAGCGACAGCCCGGCAACCCCGAGAGGCUCAGGUCAUCGGGGUCGAGUCAGCGACGUGAACGGCCGCGCAGUGACGCCGAUGAAGCGUGUGCCCAUUUUGGCCAAUUUUGAAGAGUGGAUGAAAAUGGCGACCGAUAACAAGAUUAAUGCGAACAACUCAUGGAACUUUGCGCUUAUCGAUUACUUCCACGACAUGUCCUUGCUGAAGGAGGGUGAUGGUGUCAAUUUCCAGAAAGCCAGUUGUACCUUGGAUGGUUGCGUGAAGAUCUAUACCAGUCGAGUGGACAGUGUCGCAACCGAGACGGGCAAACUUCUAAGCGGUCUAGCUGAUAGUCGCGAUAAGAGAGGACGCGGCGAAGAGGAGGCGGAAGAUGGGGAAGAAGACGAAGAGGGUGAAGAUGGACAGCCCCGCAAGACCCGCAAGAAGACUCGUUCACACGAAGCCACUCUCGCCCCCUCAUUUGCGUCCCUACAACUGAAGAAGUUUGAACUCGAGUUUGCCGUGGACCCACUGUUCAAGAAAGCUUCGGCAGACUUUGAUGAAGGAGGUGCCAAGGGUUUGCUCUUGAACCACCUCGCCAUCGAUGGCCACGGAAGAAUUGUGUUUGAUAGCAGCGACGAUGCUGUAGAUGACAGUGCCAAGACAGCUGAAGACGACCGUCAAGAAUCCACAGAGCCAGACCAAGAGACCGAAGACCAAUCGAAACAAACACCGCAGCCCGCGAGCGAUAUUUUUGAAGACAACAAGGAGAUCGACCUUGGCUCACUGGCAAGCCAGUUUUUCCCGGAUUUGGACCGUCUGGGCGAACAAGACAUUUGUCCCUCGCUGAAGAACCUCGACUUGGGCGAUCCUAGUGGAUCACUGGAUAUCCCUCUCCUCAAAGCGCCAGAAGACUGGCGGCAAGACAAGCUGGACGAAGAAGGAAGGGCACAUGAUGAUCCAUCUGGCAUCAUGCUUGACGAUGACAAUGCGGUCGGAUUCGAUGACGAUGAUGGUACCCUUGCCGGCUUUGACCUCAGUGGUGAUGCUGGGUUUGGUGAGGGUGGUGAGGUAUGGGCUCGGGAAGCAGCCCUGGAGCCGAUGCUGAACGUCCAUCGCGUUGCCCACGCUGGAGACAACGAAGGCGAGGGCGAGGAUGACGAUGAAGAUCCAUAUGCCAUCUCAAUGUCCCAUCAACCAACAAACCAAGACCACGAGAACAUCCUCAGCUACUUCGAUAAUGCGCUACAGAAGAAUUGGGCUGGCCCAGAACACUGGAAGAUUCGGAGAAUCAAAGACCAUGCAACAGCAGCUACUGCGGCCCCUAAGCAGCGCAAAGAGAAGGAGCCCUUUGAGAUCGAUUUUGCAGCCCCUCUGGAUCCUGCCGUUGCAGAGUUGAUCUACACUCCUGCUAGCUCUAACUCGGCCGUCUCAUUGCCAAAGACACAAUGGAAGACAAAGGGUCGCAACCUGCUCCCCGACGACAAGCACUUCAACUCUCGCAAUCUCCUCACCUUGUUCCUAAAACCGAAGGCCAAACUAGGCUCCAAGAAAAUCUUAGGAAGACGCCGUCGCCAAGAUCUAACAGCUGGCAACGGUGAUAUGGACGAGGCAUUCUGGGCUAAUCGCAAGCCAGAAGAGAACGCUGGCGAGGAAGGUGCCGCUGGUGCCUACGAUGCCAACUUCUUCGCCGACGAUGAUGGCCUUCCUUUCUCGAACGGCAUGGAUCUUGACGAUGACGACGACAACCUACCGUUUGCAGAUGCCCGGGAGAUGCUGUCUCCAGCACCAGACGGUGGCGCCGGUGCUUCCUCUGGGGAACCCGGUGGUCAAACUGGACUUAGUGCGCUCUUGAAUAUGGUUGGUGCUACGCCCAGCAAGGGCGGCUAUGGAUCACAACUAGUCACACAGGGUGGUCGCCGCGCAAGACCCGACUACGUGGCAUAUGCGCGUGUUGCGAAGAAGGUGGAUGUUCGUCGCCUCAAGACAGAAAUGUGGAAAGGCAUGGGCGAGCGCUUGGUUGAUGCUGUUGAUUUUGCGUCAGCCUCACAGCCUGGUGCUGUUUCUAGCGAAGCUCCAUCAGAACCAGACAGUGGAGCAGAAACCCCUGUUCCUCCCACACCCAAGGCUGAAAGUCCAGAGCAAUCUGUUGACACCAAGGACGCUGGUCGACUGAAGUUCACACAAAUCAUGAACAAUCUCAAGUCUGUUUACCCCGCAGAAACGUUACGGGAUAUCAGUACCUCAUUCGGAUUUAUUUGUUUGCUUCAUCUUGCCAACGAACAGGGUCUUGUCCUUGAGAGUGACCUGAGUAAGGUUGGCGCUGAUGCAGCUACCCUGGAAGAGAUCUUCGUUUCCAGGGAUGUGCACGCUAUCCUCGAAGAGGGUGGGAUGUGA
This is a messenger RNA of Penicillium salamii, 2595 nucleotides long. The record is from the annotation of a GenBank genome assembly. Lineage: Eukaryota; Fungi; Ascomycota; Eurotiomycetes; Eurotiales; Aspergillaceae.